UCAGCCUCUGCUUCUUGAUCAUUACGCACGCACGCACACACACACACGCGCGCACACAAACAAACGUAUACACUGGUGUUUGGUGGUGGUGGUGGUGGUGGUGGUGUUGCGCAUCAACCGGACAACAAAGGGACGCGCGGUGGGGGGGCUCACUGCAGCCAGGACCAGGUUACCAGCAUCCAGUGUCGGCUUCAAGCUCACUGAACUCCUUUUUUUGUUUCUCAUCUACUGGGAAAUCAACCAUCAGUCAGGCUGGAGGUGACCGUCACUGAGGCGUUACGUGCUGUCGUAGACAGUACAGCCGUACUCGUGAGCCUCGGCAGCGAAAUGGAGAUGGAGCAUUUCGACGACAGGGACAAAGGUCAGAGGCACAGCCGGUCCAGUGCGAGGAUGAACGGGGUGCCGAGCCCCACGCACAGCGCCCACUGCAGUCUGUACCGGACCCGGACCCUGAAGACUCUGAGCGCGGAGAAGAGAGCCAAGAAGGUGCGAUUCUACCGCAACGGCGACCGGUACUUCAACGGGAUCGUAUACGCCAUCUCCGCGGACCGGUUCCGGACCUUUGACGCUCUGCUGGCGGACCUGACCCGCUCCCUGUCCGACAACGUCAACCUGCCGCAGGGCGUCCGGACUAUCUACACCCUAGAUGGCACCAAGAAGAUCACGAAUAUUGAUCAGCUGGUAGAAGGUGACAGCUAUGUGUGCAGCUCCAUCGAAGCUUACAAGAAGUUGGACUACACAAAGAACGUCAACCCCAACUGGUCGGUCAAUGUCAAGGCCUCGGCGGCAGCGGGCCGCGGGCCCCCUUCUCUGGGCAGCGCCAAGGCCGGUCCCCUGGAGAGCCGCGAGAACAAGGACUUCAUCCGUCCGAAGCUCGUGACGGUGGUGCGGAGCGGGGUGAAGCCCCGCAAAGCCGUGAGGAUCCUCCUGAACAAGAAAACGGCCCAUUCCUAUGAACAAGUCCUGACCGACAUCACUGACGCCAUCAAGCUCGACUCUGGAGUGGUGAAGAAGAUCUACACGCUGGAGGGCAAACUGGUGUUGUGUCUGCAAGACUUCUUCGGCGAUGAGGACAUUUUCGUGGCCUGUGGACCCGAGAAGUUCCGCUACCAGGACGACUUGAUGCUGGAUGAAAGUGAGUGUCGUAUGAUGAAGUCUGUAAACUAUGGGAAGAUGUCUGGCUCACUGAUUCGAGGCUCCCCCAAGACUGUCAUCCAAUCACUGCGCAGCAAGUCCCCUGCAUCCGUGAACGGGACGCCGGCCAGUCAGCUGUCCACUCCUCAUUCGGGAAAAUCUCCCAGCCCCUCCCCGACCAGCCCGGGCAGCCUCAGCCGACGCCGGGGGUCCCAGGGUUCUUCCACCUCUCUGUCUUCCGCUAAAGUCUCCAGCCCCGUGGAGGACGGGGACGAACUCGUCACCGAAGCUGAGGUUCUAGUCGAUGAGGUUCCAGCUGUGCCGUCCUACAUAUCCGACCGCUACAGGGUGGGGCGGAUGCUGGGCGACGGGAACUUCGCAGUCGUGCGAGAGUGCGUGGAGCACUCCACGGGGCGGGAGUACGCCCUCAAGAUCAUCAACAAGGGCAAAUGCAGAGGCAAGGAGCACAUGAUCCAGAACGAGGUGGCCAUCCUCCGCAGGGUCAAGCAUCCAAAUAUCGUCUUGCUCAUCGAAGAAGUGGACACCUACAAUGAGCUUUACCUGGUCAUGGAGCUGGUCAAGGGGGGAGAUCUGUUCGAUGCCAUCACCUCUGCCAACAGAUACACGGAGAGAGACGCCAGCGGCAUGCUCUACAAUCUGGCCAACGCCAUCAAAUACCUCCACAGCCUCAACAUUGUGCACAGAGACAUCAAACCAGAAAACCUGCUGGUGUAUGAACAUGCAGAUGGCAGUAAAAGCCUGAAGCUGGGAGACUUCGGCUUGGCCACUGUGGUGGACGGACCUCUCUACACUGUCUGCGGGACUCCGACAUAUGUAGCACCUGAAAUCAUCGCAGAAACAGGGUAUGGCCUUAAGGUGGACAUCUGGGCAGCUGGAGUCAUCACCUACAUCUUACUGUGUGGUUUCCCUCCUUUUCGAGGGAGCAGCGACGAUCAAGAGGUUCUUUUUGAUCAAAUACUUAUGGGACAGCUAGAAUUUCCUCUACCGUACUGGGACAACGUGUCAGAGACAGCCAAGGAGCUUAUCCGAUCCAUGCUGGAGGUGGAGGUGGAUCAGAGAUACUCUGCCCUCCAGGUGCUGGAGCACCCAUGGGUCACAGAUGAGGGCCUGUGUGAGAACGACCACCAGCUGUCAGUAGCGGGGAAGAUAAAGAAGCACUUCAACACCAGCCCCAGGGUCAACGACACCACUGCAGGAGUCUCAGUCAUUUCUGCCACCUCUCUUGAUAAGGAGGGGCAGGUUCUCAGACGAGGACGCCACCCGGAUGUGAAGCGGCUGCCUCCGCGCUCGAUGCCAAAUGUGAAUUCAGCAACCACAACCUAUACCCCGCGGGCGGAGCCUCCCAGUUGCCUCCCUGGCCUGCCCGUGGCCCCUUCCUCUCUGACCCCUGACACUUGCUCUGACCCCUCCCCGGACCCCAGGCACCCAUCCGACUCUGAUGACGUCUCCAUCAGCUCGGCCAGCACCGCCUGCUCCCCCAGCUCGCCCUUCUAGGGCGAGAGGCGGAGGGGUAGGGGGGAGAGAGAGAGAGAGAGAGAGGGAUGUUGAGGGUGAGUGGGAGGACACGGUGUGCAGAGAGAUGAAAGCGGGGAAUGAGGAUCCUCGUCCAGCUCCUCCCUCUGUACGGAGGAGGAGGAGGAGGCGGAGGAGGAGACGCCCGCGUGCUCUCUCACCUGAUGCUGGGGGUCAACUCUGAAAAAACAACAACAAAAAAAAAAACAAAAUGAAAACAAAAUAAUAAUCGGAGACCUUUCAACUCCCCUGAAUCCACCUCUCCAAACCUGGAGGAGAGAUCGAUCAAGGGGUGGAUACGAAGAAAAAAAAAAAGAUGAAAAAGAGGAACAGGGAUCGCGAGUGAGAGGUGAAGCCAGACGAAAGACUUUCCUUUUUUUUAUAUAAAAAAAAAACUUUCAUUUUCCUUUUAACAUUCUCUCAUCUGAGCACAUGUUACAGAGCUCCAGGAGCGAGAAAGGGCAGCGGUACGCCGUGCCCUUCAGUGAUGAUCCGGGCUCAACAUGGUGGAACAGCUCUACAAGGCAAUAUGAGAAUAUAGACCGAUGUUCAUGUUUUAUUGAACCUUAUUUAUUCAUCCUUUAUUCAUACAUUUUUUAUAUAUAUAUAUAUGGAUGUAUGUAUUUCCCUUUUUUUCAUAAAGGAUGAGGUUCUGUUGACUUAUCCUUAGAGCUUGGUGGAUUGGAAAGGAUGGAGCAGUGUGUAGAAGUAGAGAAAUGUUUCAGUAGACUUGAGCUGCAGUUUGUAGAGAAAAUAGUUUUUCUAGCAAAAAUGUGUUUAAAAAAAAAAUCAGUGACAGCACUGCUAUAAUUCUGUGCUCUACACAGUACUGGCGUUGCCUUCCCGUACCGUUGGAUCACAGUAUUACAGUUUACAUUUUACACAGGCUCCUACCGAGACAAUAAUGGUGCGUUUGAGUGCUCCUCGUAAUUUUGUUAUCAGCUCACGUCUCGAUACGCAAAAUUCAGCAGCAUCCAGGUGCUUCUGUAGCAAACUCUACACCUGAACCACGUUUUCCUCAUACAUUUGCAUUCCGCGUCGCCAUGCCUUCAGUUCAGAGGUGUGCACAUAGAAACCCUCCGUUUGCAUCUUUAUUGACACCACCAACAGCGCCAUUUCAUCCACGGUUUCCAGCAUCAAAGAAAGAGUUUCAUUUUCCCCACUUGUAUGGAUCGGAAGAGCUGUUUUACUGUAGGUGGUCGAUGCGUACAAGUUUAUGAGGGCUGCCUAUUUGCACAAAGGUACUGCAGUGUAGACGCAGUCAAGCCGGAGGGAAUAACGGUGGAGAUGUCGUAGAACCAGCAGCACUCUUGCAAAGGAUCGAGGAGGAUUUAUUUCAGCUCUGUACAACCUCAUUCAUGGCUUCAUUUAUUCAGAUGAAAGCAUGACAGACAUACAGUAGCCUAUUCUUAUAUUUAAAAAAAAAAAUACAGUUUAGUGAUGAAGUAUUGUUUAUAUGUUAUGUAAAUAACAAUUUUAUUUAUUUUGAUAGUUCACAAUACAGUAUAUUUCUUUACUAGUAGUACGUCUAUGAGAAUUGUUUAAAAAAAAAUAAAAAUCUGUCAUACAUGUGUAUCAGUCUGCAAAGAAAAAAAAAUAUCUAGAGGAGAUCAUCGGGUCGAAAUGAAACAAUAAGUUGAAGGGCAGUGUUUUGACUUGACGUCGUACCACGUGGAUGAAUGCAGAGGUAGAGAAACGGAGGAGACCGUCGUCGUUGCUUCUUGUCGGACGCUGGGGUCGAUGUCUUUUGUGAUCUCCAGUGACCGGUGUGAGAUGAGACACGAUCAAAAAAUAAAAUAAAAUAAGGAAGAAAAAAAAGAAGCCAGACGAGUGAGAGAAGUGCAGUUUUAUUGCAGAUGAUCUCCCUGCAGUCGUCCCACUUGUCUUAAGUUUCUGUAUUUAUUCUCAUCAUCGCACACGUAUACAGUAAUGUGCCGCCAUAUUGACUAGAUCAGUAUGAAAUCGUUGUGCUGUUGAAAUCCGCACUCUCCAGCACAUUUACCAAAGUGCUCUCACAGCUGCACCACCGUAUUACAGUCCGUUGCAAUACCGAUACCUGUACCUCUGUUCAACAAUGGUCUAUCAAUAACAAUAACGAUAAUAAAAAUGUCUUUCAAAAACAAA
This is a messenger RNA of Mugil cephalus (flathead mullet), 4791 nucleotides long. Its product is annotated as serine/threonine-protein kinase DCLK1-like. Gene Ontology annotation, biological process: protein phosphorylation; intracellular signal transduction. The transcript has 16 exons. Gene Ontology annotation, molecular function: protein kinase activity; ATP binding. NCBI's taxonomy places the organism in Eukaryota, Metazoa, Chordata, Actinopteri, Mugiliformes, Mugilidae. The record is from RefSeq and is a predicted model, not a curated record. Bases 328 to 2649 code for a protein of 773 amino acids.